Messenger RNA from Micropterus dolomieu (smallmouth bass), 4041 nucleotides. RefSeq names its product DAZ interacting zinc finger protein 1 (gene dzip1). The record is from RefSeq and is a predicted model, not a curated record. Gene Ontology annotation, cellular component: cytoplasm; ciliary basal body. Bases 410 to 3136 code for a protein of 908 amino acids. Gene Ontology annotation, biological process: cilium assembly. The transcript is spliced from 18 exons. Lineage: Eukaryota; Metazoa; Chordata; Actinopteri; Centrarchiformes; Centrarchidae.
GAUAAAAAAAAUGUCCGUUAGCGAAUGUUAGCCGUGCAGGAGGAGGUUUGAACCGACGUGAGCCGGAGACAGAGGGAAAAGCUACAUGAAGUGUCUUGUUUUUCUAAGCAGGAGGGGCGUCUUAAACUGUGCUCCGACAAGUCCAAGCAUGUGUGCCAUUGUUUAGGUUGACGUCCAGCAAAGGGGAUAACGUUAAACCCGCCUGCCCCAUCGUGAAGUGACUGUUUGGGAAACGAGAUGCCAGGAGAUUAGCGGGACGCUCGUCUCUGUCUUCAUGGUAACGCGGCGGACGCCCAGCCUCGCUGUUGUGGUGUUGCGCUGCCUGUGAAGAGAAAGGGGGGCGGAACCGGAGAGGAACGACGUUUCUCCGGUUUCUUUCUCUCCCAGUUAAAGGCAGAAUCAGUCGAAGAUGCCAUUUCACGACGGAGCCUACUACCCCUUCACCAGUGACACCCAGGGGACCCACUCAUCAGCAGGGAUCCCGUCCCUCCUGAAUUCCCCCCUCAGCCAGCACUCUGUGAACGGCCACUGUGUGCCUGCGCCAGCCAUGACUCCAUCUAGCGGCGCCUCCACCGUCCUUCCUUUCAAGUUCCGCCCGCGCAGGGAGAGCGUGGACUGGCGGCGCAUCAACGCCGUGGACAUAGACCUGGUGGUGAGCCAGCUGGAUGUGGACGCCCUUCAGGAGCACAUCAGCACGGUGACCUUCUGCAGCUUGGACGGGGAGCGUUGCCAGCGGUGCCAGAACCCCGUGGACCCGGCUCUGGUCAAGCUCCUGCAGCUGGCCCAGCUCACCGUGGAGUGGCUCCUCCACUGCCAGGAGUUCCUCACACUCAACCUGCGAGCGGCGGAGGAGAGGCUAGCGGCCGCCAGCAGGGAGCGCGAGCAGCUGCUGGCCCAGCAGAAGAAGCAGGAGGAGAAGGUGCAGACGUUAACCGCCGAGCUCAAGCAGAGGAAGAAGGUUAUUCGCACCCAGCAGACCCUGCUCACGCCACGAAUCAUCAGCAGCCAUAAGUGCCCACAGUGUGAUAAAUCCUUCCUCAAUUCCUCCUUUCUCCAGAAUCACCUGCAGCGCCGCCACCCUGACGAGUAUGAGAUCCAAUUGCGGUCAGACAAUGAGAAGAGAUCUCAGAUUGAAAGCCUCAAAUUGGAGAUCAGCAGUCUGAAGGAGCAGAUUGUUCAGCAGCAGCACGCCUUGCAAGUCAAAACAGCUCAGGAAAAAGAGCAGCAGUCCAUGCACAAAGACUUGCUGAGAGAAUUGGACCGUUUUAAGGCUGAGGAGAUGGCCCGCAUGGACAGAAAAAUAGAAGACAGCAGGGAUGGCAUUCGCAGGGAGAUGGAAUUUCUUUACACCCGAAAUAUCCAGGCUCUUAAUGAAGCAAAUCAGAAUCAGACAGCCAAACAUGAAAAAUCAGCGAGCCCUGUUCAGUCGCAGCCAGAGAGAGAUCUGGACAACUACAGAGAGAUGCAGAUACAAGCCAUCCAAAAGCUGGAGCACCAACUGAAGAAACAGGAUAAAAAGUGGGAAUCCAGGCUACAGGAUAUAAAGGCUCAACACGAGUUGGAAAAGAAUCAGUUGCUGAACGAGCUGAGCAGGAUGCAGUCGUCUGUGUCCGAGCACCAGGAGCACAGCCACAGGUUGCAGCAGGACAUGGGGAGGAGGCUGCAGGAGAAGGAGCAAACCAUCAAGGCUCAGCGGGAGCAGAUAAGGAAUAUUUCCUCACAUCCACCCACCAAAGUAGUGGAAGUACCAGUCAUUGUCAGCGCACCAGCUCCAGAGCCUAAACCAAAGAGAGUUGCACUUGACUCAAGCAGCGGCUCCGAGAGGAAGCCAGUUGAGAAGAAGCCUGAGCCUGUACCAGAGAAGAAACAGAGGGCGACCAUCAGUGCUCUGAAGAGAAACACCAGCAUCAAGAAAGAUAUGCGGCUAGAGCUCGAACAGGCUGUUGUUAAGAAGCUGGAGAACCUGGGAAUCAAGCAUGAUCAGAGUGGUCUCAAGAACAAAGAGUACAGUUCCAUCCUGGCCAAGGUGCAUUCAAAGCGGGAGAGCGCUGCAAAGGGGAUGCCUGAAUACUGGCACCAUCGGGAGGAGAUUGCCAGCAAUGUGGAGCAGAAGCUGGGGGGUCAGAGGAGAGGCAGCGACCCUGCUCCUGAGUCACAGGCCAGAUCCAAACAAUCGGUUCAAGUGCUGCAGAUCCGGCCUCGAUCCAGUAGCCUACCCUCCAGAGCGACCCAGGUGAUGUCUGGACCUGCAGUCAAACAGCCAAAGACCCCCCAGCCGGCGCCGAGGACCAAGACCGCCGCCCAACCCAAGACAUCAACACCCAACACCAAGACCGCUCUGAGGACCUUCACACCAAAGACCCCUCCUUUCAGUUCAGAUGAGGAUUCUGAAGAAGAGGAGAGCGAUAUCGAGGAAGAAAAGCCCCAGAAACACCAGAGGGGCAAAUCGCCACAGACCAGACUACACCAGGCUACCCCGGUCCAAAUCAGAGCAAGCAAAGCCAGUCCAGUCCAGGCCAGGCAGGCUCCAGCCAUGCACUCAUUCUCCUACAACCCCCAGCAGGGCCGGGGGUCAGCGGGCAUUGUGACCAAGACAGCACUUACAAAGAUGGAGAGCGAUGAGGAGGAGGAGGACGAUGAUGAGUGGUCAGAGGUCAGCGAGCUGCAGGAGAUUGACCCGAGACAACUCCAGAGUCACAAAGACCAGAACGGCAACGUGGAUAAGAGAAACUUUGGUAAAGAGAACAAAAUCAAUGACCUGGCCAGAAAAAUGGAGAAGCAGUUUGCAGAGAGAGCGGUGAAGAAACCAGCAGGGGGCAUCAGUAUAUUACCAGAGAGGAAGGACGAGGUUGAGGAACUCACGUACACAGAUCUGGAGGAGAGCAGUGACUGGAUGGUCUCCUCUUUAGAGGAAAGACAGGAAAUUUCUAAACCAGCUCAGGGCUCUGCACCAACGAGGAAGAGCCUGGACUCACCCAGCACCAGCGUCUGGGGAACCUCCACAGGAAAGGGUCCCAAAUCAGCAGGUCUGACUGAAGCUGGAACAGGAAGCACCCUGAAGAGCAGCCUGUGCUCCCUCAGUGACAUCAGUGACUCCGAGGACAUUAGCAAUAAACACAAUAGGCACUACAGCUGAUCAGGUGAUGUAGCUCUAUGCCAAGCACACGAAGACCUCAGUCAACUCUUCUGACAUCUGCAGUCUAAAUAGCCACAUUUUGUACUGUUAUUAUAAGGAAGCUAUAAUACAGAGCAAUACUUAGCAAAGCGAGUUGAAAUGGAUUAUUGUAUAGAGAUGAAUGAGAUUACAACUUUGAUUGACUUUUCAUUGUCAGCCUCACCUUAAUGCCUUGUGCCAAUUCUACUUUGCUUGCCUUAGACCCUGUCAGUGUUCAACUUUAUACUGAUUGUUUUUGUAUAUUCAAUGUAAAUAGUCAAUAUAACCCACACUCCAAAUGAGAUACUGUGUGUAGUUUGUGUAAAAUUUUGUACAUCAAAUUUUAUAAUUUUUUCACACGUUAAAUGGAGCAAUGAGAUGUGAUAUUGUAUAGAAAAAUAUUUAUAGAAGAAGCAAUAAAAGAUUUCUUUGUGGAAUACACACUUGAAAAUUGUUACAUGAUGCAUUACAGUAUAGGCACACGUCAUCACGGUGAUUUAUUUGUCCAACUUAGCACAAUAACCAACUGAUUUAUAACAGUUGUGUCACUUUAUCUUCACACUUCCAAGCUUUUGUUUAAGAUGAUUCACAUUUCUAGCCAUGCAGGAGUUCAUACAUUUAUCAAGUCAGCUAAAGAUCUGCUGACCUUAUGUUAACAGUUUAAUUGGUAAAAAAAAACAUGGAUCUGUGUUUUUCAGAAGAAUAAAGGUUUGUUUGAAAGGCUAUAUAAAGUUAAGGAAUAAAUGGCAGCGCAAUUUUUAUUUGAUCGAUUUCACUAUUAGAAAUGACAUGAAACAACCACAGACUCACCGUAUGUGAGCAUAUCAAGUAAAAUCGCUGUACAUACAUAACAAUGCUUAAAUAAAUGGUGCAGGUUUUGUAACGAA